Molecule: messenger RNA, 354 nt
Organism: Rhagoletis zephyria (snowberry fruit fly)
Lineage: Eukaryota; Metazoa; Arthropoda; Insecta; Diptera; Tephritidae
Product: protein KTI12 homolog
Source: RefSeq, a predicted model, not a curated record
AUGUUUGUACACACCAACCAGCUGGAAUAUAAUGGCACUUAUUUAUUUGCAAAUUCGUCUUUUAUAGAAAGCUACAAACGCGGACUCUCCCAAGAAAACCAAGUGCAUAGCGAUAUUAAAUCAGAGGCAUUGCGGUUGCUCAAUAAAGAAGAUGUGGUAUUAUUGGACGCUGGCAAUUAUAUUAAAGCAUGGGAGUUUAACCAACAGCGCGCUGGUGCAGAUGUGUUGGAUGAUCGAGUGGACAAUUCGAACGUGCCAUAUACACGGGAAAUAUUUGAUGCUUUGUGUAUGCGUUACGAAGAGCCGCAUGGCAACUGCCGUUGGGAUAGUCCAUUGUUUGUAGUGUUUCCAUAA